GUCUGAGCCAGUUUUUCCCCCUCUAGAUUCCUCUCUUUACACCUCGACUGAGGACGAAGCUGCGUUCAAGGCGGAAAUGGAAUUUCAAGAUGAUGCCAGGUUGAAGAAUCACACUUUAGCUAUUUAUGGAAGAAUACAAGCUUUACAGUAUCCUUAUCCUUGCAUUCGCCAUUUUACUUUUCUGGGACUGAAAAUCUCAAGGCAUCCGUCUUACCAACAGUUCUUGAACAUUGGAAAGGAGCACCAGGGAGCUAACUAUGCCGAUAUCGGUUGGAAAUGAUGUUUGAAAUGCGGCCGUCGAUGGAUAUCCUGUUCAGCAAGCCAUAGCCACAGAUUUGUAUCCAGAAUUCUGGGAUCUUGGACACAAGCUCUUCAA
Molecule: messenger RNA, 376 nt
Organism: Desarmillaria tabescens
Lineage: Eukaryota; Fungi; Basidiomycota; Agaricomycetes; Agaricales; Physalacriaceae
Exons: 5
Coding region: 77-280 (67 amino acids)
Source: RefSeq, a predicted model, not a curated record